Molecule: messenger RNA, 1657 nt
Organism: Raphanus sativus (radish)
Lineage: Eukaryota; Viridiplantae; Streptophyta; Magnoliopsida; Brassicales; Brassicaceae
Product: mitogen-activated protein kinase 6
Exons: 5
Coding region: 216-1403 (395 amino acids)
Biological process (GO): intracellular signal transduction; protein phosphorylation
Cellular component (GO): nucleus; cytoplasm
Molecular function (GO): MAP kinase activity; ATP binding
Source: RefSeq, a predicted model, not a curated record
AUUCAACAGUGUUGGGUCAAGUAGAAGACAGACCCAUAAAAAGAUCCUCCGCACCAGCCACCACGCACCUGACUUUCUCUUCCUCUUCCUCUUCCUCUUCAGAUCUGUAUUGACCCCAGAAACCAAAAAGCGUAUCAAUUUCUUUUCGUUCCGACAAUUAGUCGAUCCAACACAAACCCAAAAGUCUCUUCCUUUUUCUUCUUCUUCUUCUUCAGAUGGACGGUGGUAACGCGGCGGCUGAUACAGAUAUGACGGAAGCUACAGGUGGUGGUGCUCCGUCUAACCCUGCUCCUCAGAUGGCGGGGAUAGAGAAUAUUCCGGCGACACUAAGCCACGGAGGGAUGUUUAUUCAGUAUAACAUAUUUGGGAACAUCUUCGAGGUCACCGCUAAGUAUCAGCCUCCCAUCAUGCCUAUUGGCAAAGGCGCUUAUGGCAUCGUUUGUUCGGCUAUGAACUCUGAAACAAACGAGAGCGUUGCGAUUAAGAAAAUCGCAAACGCUUUUGACAAUAAGAUUGAUGCCAAGAGGACUCUCCGUGAGAUCAAGCUUCUUCGUCACAUGGAUCAUGAGAAUAUUGUUGCAAUCAGAGACAUAAUACCGCCACCGUUAAGAAACGCGUUCAACGACGUUUACAUCGCUUACGAGCUAAUGGACACUGACCUCCACCAGAUCAUACGGUCUAACCAAGGCUUAUCCGAAGAGCAUUGCCAGUAUUUUCUCUACCAGAUCCUCCGUGGAUUGAAAUACAUCCACUCCGCGAACGUGCUUCACCGUGAUUUGAAACCGAGCAACCUCCUCCUCAACGCGAACUGCGACUUGAAGAUAUGCGACUUCGGGCUGGCUAGAGUCACUUCCGAGAGUGAUUUCAUGACCGAGUACGUUGUCACGAGAUGGUACCGUGCGCCGGAGCUGCUCUUGAACUCUUCUGAUUACACUGCGGCCAUCGAUGUCUGGUCUGUUGGUUGUAUUUUCAUGGAGUUGAUGGACCGUAAGCCUCUCUUUCCUGGUCGUGAUCAUGUUCAUCAGCUCCGCUUGCUCAUGGAGCUCAUAGGAACUCCAUCAGAAGAAGAACUUGAGUUCUUGAACGAAAAUGCAAAGCGUUACAUAAAACAACUCCCACCGUAUCCUCGCCAGUCUCUCACUGAUAAGUUCCCCACAGUGCAUCCUCUAGCGAUUGACCUUAUCGAGAAGAUGCUGACUUUUGAUCCUAGACGGAGAAUCACAGUGUUAGACGCCCUGGAACAUCCAUACCUGAAUUCACUGCACGACAUCAGUGACGAGCCUGAGUGCACAAUGCCUUUCAACUUCGAUUUUGAGCAACAUGCGCUCUCAGAGGAGCAGAUGAAGGAGCUUAUCUACCGCGAAGCCCUCGCUUUCAAUCCAGAAUAUCAGCAAAUAGUUUGAAAGAACAAUCAUCGUUUUUGAUUUUGAUUUGGACAACAUUCUUAAAAGAGGAAGCACCGUUGUAUGUCUUUUGUGUAUACUUGUGAGAGAGAUGCUUGUGUGAUCAAUGGGGCUCAAACUUUAGUUUCUUUUGGUCUUUUUUUUCUUCUUCUCUCUCUCUCUCUCUCUCUGUCUACGUAUUUGUAAGUUGUCCUCAUUUUCUUGUUGCAAUCAUUUAAGACAAGAGUUUAAAUCAAUCUCAAAAAUAGUUUUCA